This is a messenger RNA of Ailuropoda melanoleuca (giant panda), 1800 nucleotides long. RefSeq names its product glutamyl-tRNA synthetase 2, mitochondrial (gene EARS2). Gene Ontology annotation, biological process: glutamyl-tRNA aminoacylation. The transcript has 9 exons. Gene Ontology annotation, molecular function: glutamate-tRNA ligase activity; tRNA binding; zinc ion binding. The record is from RefSeq and is a predicted model, not a curated record. The coding region runs from base 58 to 1629 and encodes 523 amino acids. Lineage: Eukaryota; Metazoa; Chordata; Mammalia; Carnivora; Ursidae. Gene Ontology annotation, cellular component: mitochondrion.
GGGAGAGGCCCCCGGAAGUGAUGCAAGGGGAAGCCCACGUGUACGAUUCCAUCCCACAUGGCGGUUCUCCUGAAGAGGCUGCUGCAGUCGGCGAGGCGCCCUGCGGCCUUGGGCCGCCCCAUGGGACGUCGCGAGGCCAGCCUGGGCACCGAUCCCGGGGCUGCGGUGCGAGUGCGGUUCGCCCCCAGUCCCACAGGCUUCUUGCACCUGGGCGGUCUCCGCACUGCCUUGUACAACUAUAUCUUUGCCAGGAAGCACCGAGGGAGCUUCAUCCUCAGGCUGGAGGACACGGAUCAGACCCGCCUUGUGCCUGGGGCAGCAGACAAUAUUGAGGACAUGCUGGAGUGGGCAGGUAUCCCGCCUGAUGAGAGCCCCCGCCGGGGAGGUCCUGCUGGGCCCUACCAGCAAUCCCAGCGGCUCGAGCUAUACGCCCAGGCCACAGAAGCGCUGCUGGAGUCCGGCGCCGCUUACCCCUGCUUCUGUUCACCACAGCGGCUGGAGCUCCUGAAGAAGGAGGCCCUGAGGAACCACCAGACGCCCCGGUAUGACAAUCGGUGCCGGAACUUGAGCCAGGGGCAGGUGGCCCAGAAGCUAGCCAAAGGCCCCAAACCUGCCAUCCGCUUCCGCCUGGAGGGGGAAGCACCGGCCUUCCAGGACCUGGUGUAUGGCUGGAAUCGGCAUGAGGUGGCGCAUGUGGAGGGGGACCCGGUCAUCCUGAAGAGCGAUGGCUUCCCCACCUACCACCUGGCCUGCGUGGUGGACGACCACCACAUGGGCAUCAGCCACGUGUUGCGGGGCUCCGAGUGGCUUGUCUCCACCUCCAAGCAUCUGCUCCUCUACCAGGCCCUGGGCUGGCAGCCACCUCACUUUGCCCACUUGCCCCUGCUCCUCAACAGGGAUGGCAGCAAGCUGUCCAAGAGGCAAGGGGACAUUUUCUUGGAGCAUUUUGCAGCUGCUGACUUCCUGCCAGAUGCCUUGCUUGAUAUCAUCACUAACUGUGGCUCCGGGUUUGCAGAGAACCAGAUGGGCAGGACCUUGCCAGAGUUGAUAACACAGUUUGACCUGACCCGGAUCACCUGCCACUCAGCCCUGUUGGACCUGGAGAAGCUCCCAGAAUUCAACAGGCUGCACCUCUGUCGUCUGGUGAGCAGCGAGACCCAGAGGCGUCGGCUGGUGGGGAAGCUGCAGGCCCUGGUGGAGGAGACGUUCGGGAGCCAGCUGCAAGGCAGGGAGGUGCUGGACCCAGCCUACGUGGAGAGGAUCAUCCUGCUGAGACAGGGUCACGUUUGCCACCUGCAGGAUCUGGUCUCCCCAGCAUACUCGUACCUGUGGACUCGCCCUGCAGUGAGCCGAGCGCAGCUGGGCAGCAUCUCGGAGAAGGUGGAUGUGAUUGCAAAGCGCGUGCUGGGGCUUUUAGGAGGAUCCAGUACGAGCUUAACUCAGGACAUGCUGAAUAGAGAACUGAAGAAGGUAUCUGAAGGUCUGGAAGGGACCAAACACAGUACUGUGAUGCGGCUCCUCCGAAUGGCCCUCAGCGGACAGGUGCAAGGCCCCCCUGUAGCCGAGAUAAUGGUGUCCUUGGGAGCAAAGGAAGUGCGGGAACGAAUACAGAAGGUGCUUUCCAGCUAGAGAGAAGAUGUGCAGGACAGUGGAGGUGUCCCUAGGAACCUGGACGGUCCUGGAAACUGCCUUCAGAAGGAAGCAGAGGGGCCUAGAGCCCACUGGUGGAAGGAACUCUGAGUGGAAAGUCUCCGGAUACACACAGUACAUUUAUGGCUUCUUCUCACCUCGUGUCUGGUU